AUGCAGCACGUUCUUCAAGCCGGGCUGUCUGCCGGCAUGUCGGCGGUCACUGGCGUUCAUCAUGGCAAGCACACCAAGCCCAACCCGGUUGACCCUUCAUUUGAUGGCCUCGCCGCCGUGAAGCCCGAAGACUGGAUAUCCACCGCCGACCAGAAAGUCACGUACAAAGGAAAAAAUGGUGAUGUUCAAGCACCACCUCUGUGCAUCGGUGCAUGGUCCUGGGGCGACACUUCGACCUGGAACUGGAAGCCUGAGGAAGAGCCUCACGUAGUCGAAGCAUGGAAGCACUGCGUCAGCAAAGGGGUCAACUUCAUCGACACCGCCCAGGUCUACGGCACUGGUAGAAGUGAAGCAAUAUGCGGAAAGUUAUUCCAAGGAAUGCCACGAGACAGCUUCAUCAUCCAAACAAAGUACUUUGUCGUCCCCCAGGCAAAAGAUAUCCUCCACCCCGUCGACGCCCCACUCAAGAAGCUAGAAACCAGUCUCAAGAACUUUGGCCUCAACUACGUUGACAUUUACCUCGUGCACGGACCCAUCCACCUCCAAACUAUUCCAAUGAUCGCAAAAGGCAUGGCCGCCUGCGUCGAAAAGGGCAUGACGAAGACUAUCGGUGUAGCAAACUACAGUCUGGCAGAUAUGAUCAAGAUGCAAGAAGAGCUGUCUAAAUACGGCGUCCCACUAGCCAUCAACCAAGUCGAAUUUUCCGUCCUGCGCCGAGAACCAGAACUCUCUGGUCUGCUGCAGGCGUGCAAAGAACGCGGUAUCGUACUGCAGUCGUAUUCUUCUCUCGCUCAGGGCCGGCUUACUGGAAAGUAUACGGCUGAUCACCAGCCGCCUAAGACGUAUCGCUUUUCCAGCUACGACAUGAAGGAUAUCGAGCCGGUCAAUGCAACGCUCAAGGUUAUUGCGGAGAGGCAUGGUGUCCCGAUUAGUGCUGUGGCGCUGAAUUACAACCUUUGCAAGGGGAUUACGCCGGUUGUUGGGAUUAGGAAGGAAGAGCAGGCUCGUUAA
Pyrenophora tritici-repentis Pt-1C-BFP is the source of this 1011-nucleotide messenger RNA. RefSeq names its product Tas, oxidoreductase (related to aryl-alcohol dehydrogenase). The record is from RefSeq and is a predicted model, not a curated record. Gene Ontology annotation, molecular function: oxidoreductase activity. NCBI's taxonomy places the organism in Eukaryota, Fungi, Ascomycota, Dothideomycetes, Pleosporales, Pleosporaceae.